AUGUCUUCAUCAUCACUUGAAGACGAGUCGAUCGCAAAGGUUGAGUGGGCCACGGCCGAUGGCAAGCUGCAGAUCCGGUUCGGAACCGGCAUGCCUGGCGGAGGCACAACAACGAACGAGGUGCGGAUGAGCUUGAGCGAAACGUCUGGCGAGCGCGGCCUGCAGUUCUCGAACCAGAUCCGGCAGAGCGUCCGGUCGUCGGGUACUUUGCUUGACCGACUCGAGGUCCUUCGCUCGCGGGUAAUAUUCCCGUUCAUUCACGUCCGCUCUUCUGAGCUGCCAAGAAAGGGUGUCAAGCGGCUGCUGGUGUGGCGGCUGGAGCACCCUGAUAGCAAUCCAGUGGAAAAGUGUGCCCGCUGCCCGCCGCUUGCGCUGCUCCUCUUCCGACACCAGUUCCGCAAAGGCGGGCAGGAGGUGCGCCAUCUCGGCCAUCCGGUUGGCGCAUGGGACAACGGCCUGCCUGCCCGAGUGGCCGAGCUGGCGUCGGACGCAGUCCUGCCCGGCGACGAGACAUCCGAGGGCCAGUCGAUUGAGGGCGCAGGCAAGGCCGAAGCUGUCUUUUCCCACUACGUUGGGAAGGAUAUCGCUUUUCCCGCCGUGGUCUUUGGCUCGUGCCUCGGACGGUCGGUUCGCGCCUUUGCGGCGUCGAUUCAGUGCAACUCGCACUUUCACUCUAACCUGCCGUUUGUCCUCCGUGUUGGCUAUGUCGACGUCGACAUGAAGACGUGUGCCGUCGUUGGACACUCGUAUGUCGACCUCGCGCCGAUCUUCUCGGUCUCCAAGUUUGAACGCGACAAGGUCCGCUCGCGCAAGCGCAAGCGGUCAGCCGCCAAGCCGUCGCCGACUGUGUCCGCUCUGGGAAGCAGCGAGGGCGGCUCAUCAACGUCGUCGAACCCGUCGUCGGAGAACUCGCACGAGAGCAAGCGCUCACGGCUGCUGCUGGAAAAGGAGCUGGCCCAUCUGCGCAAUGUUGUCCAGUACCAGGACGGCGUCAUCAAGUACCUCUCGAUGAACAACCCGUCGUACCCGCAACCGCCGCCGACUAGCUUGAGCCUCGGCAUGUCGUCGGUCGGAGCGAUGUCGUCGUUCGGCGGACCCUCCGCAGGUGGGCCUAUGCUCACCGGUAGCUCGGCGCUCAUGCAGCAGCAGGUGUCGACGAUGUACCCGCAGCAGCCGCACGUCGGGAAGGCGAGCUCGUCGAUGCCGACACCCGCCGCCAUUUCCUCCGGCACGUUUGCCGGUGGCGAGCCUCAUGACCUCGCAUCCGACAAUGGUGAUAAUGGCGACGGCGGCGACAACCUUGCUGUCAACGACAGCUUCGCGCAGCUGCAGCAAGUCCAGCAGCGCAUCCAGCAGAUGCAGCAAAUGCAGCAAUUGGCGCAAGCUCAGCAGAUUCAGCAGCUGCAGCAGCAGCAGAGCCAGCAGCUCGCCCGCAACCAGCAGCUCCAGCUCCAGCUCCAGCAGCAGCAGCUGGGUCUCUCCAUGAUGCCGCGGCCGCCGUACCAACACCAUCCAGGUGGCCGUUAG
This is a messenger RNA of Thecamonas trahens ATCC 50062, 1527 nucleotides long. RefSeq lists its product as uncharacterized. The coding region runs from base 1 to 1527 and encodes 508 amino acids. The record is from RefSeq and is a predicted model, not a curated record. NCBI's taxonomy places the organism in Eukaryota, Apusomonadida, Apusomonadidae. The transcript has a single exon.